Messenger RNA from Charadrius vociferus (killdeer), 291 nucleotides. It is a transcript of the gene DEFB1, whose product is annotated as defensin, beta 1. Gene Ontology annotation, molecular function: CCR6 chemokine receptor binding. Gene Ontology annotation, cellular component: extracellular region. Gene Ontology annotation, biological process: defense response to Gram-positive bacterium; defense response to Gram-negative bacterium; innate immune response in mucosa. Lineage: Eukaryota; Metazoa; Chordata; Aves; Charadriiformes; Charadriidae. The annotation marks the transcript as partial. The record is from RefSeq and is a predicted model, not a curated record. The transcript is spliced from 3 exons.
AUGUCAACAAAAGCCACGAAGAUACUUAUCCUGCUUCUUCUUCUUUUCCCCGCGGUGUCCCAGGCUGCUGCAGUGUCAGACACUGUGACGUGUCGGAAGACCAAGGGCGAGUGUUCGUUCCUGCUGUGUCCCUUGUUUAAGAGAGCCACCGGUACCUGCUACAAUGGACUGGCAAAGUGUUGCAGGCCCUUAUGGCAGGAGGAGGCCAUGCAGCUCCUGCUUCAGGGGACCCGCAAAAUUGGCCCCAUGGACUAUAGCCCGGAAAUGGCCAAAUUUGUAGUCCCACAGCGA